CAGGAUGCUCUUCUCUUGAGCUCAGCUUCUGCUUUUGCAGCCAAGCAUUUUUGCUGCUGCAGCCUGCCUGCCCACCCGCCUGGGCUUGCAGCCCGCCACUUUACUUUCUCCAGCCCUGGUGCCAGCUGAGACUUCUCCCUGCAGCUGCUGGCUCCUUCCUAGGACCAUGCGUGUGGAUGUUGCUUGGGAGAAGCCGGCACUUGCUCCUGGCACCGAUCCCAGCUGAGUUUCUCCUGUUGAUUUCUGGACCACAGAUGCUGUCGCUGAGGAGGUAUUUCCUGGCAUCCCUCUCUCUACAACACCAGCUAAGGACCAGCCCCAACACAAGGCAGGCAAGUGUCAGGAUGGGCCGCGCUGGAAGAAGGCGACGCUAGCGAGCGAGGUGUGAAGAGUUGGCCAGAAUGACCAACUCCUCCUCCGCGUCCACGUCCUCCACCACCGGGGGGUCACUGCUGCUGCUCUGCGAGGAAGAGGAGUCGUGGGCGGGCCGGCGCAUCCCCGUUUCCCUCCUGUACUCGGGCCUGGCCAUUGGCGGCACGCUGGCCAACGGCAUGGUCAUCUAUCUCGUGUCGUCCUUCCGCAAGCUGCAGACCACCAGCAACGCCUUCAUCGUGAACGGCUGCGCCGCCGACCUCAGCGUCUGCGCCCUCUGGAUGCCACAGGAGGCGGUGCUCGGGCUGCUGCCCGCCGGCUCUCCGGAGCCCCCCGGGGAGUGGGACGGCGCCGGGGGAAGCUACCGCCUCCUGCGGGGAGGGCUGCUGGGCCUCGGGCUCACCGUGUCCCUCCUGUCCCACUGCCUCGUGGCCCUGAACCGCUACCUGCUCAUCACCCGGGCGCCCGCCACCUACCAGGCCCUGUACCAGCGCCGCCACACGGCGGGCAUGCUGGCGCUGUCCUGGGCGCUCGCCCUGGGCCUCGUGCUGCUGCUCCCGCCCUGGGCGCCGCGGCCCGGCGCAGCGCCCCCGCGCGUCCACUACCCGGCGCUGCUGGCGGCCGCGGCGCUGCUGGCGCAGACGGGGCUGCUGCUGCACUGCUACCUGGGCAUCGUGCGCCGCGUGCGCGUCAGCGUCAAGCGGGUCAGCGUGCUCAACUUCCACCUGCUGCACCAGCUGCCCGGCUGCGCCGCCGCCGCCGCCGCCUUCCCGGGCGCCCCGCACGCGCCGGGCCCCGGCGGCGCGGCGCAGCAGGCCCAGCCCCUGCCGCCCGUGCUGCAGCCGCGGCGCGCUCAGCGGCGUCUCAGCGGCCUGUCGGUGCUGCUGCUCUGCUGCGUCUUCCUGCUGGCCACGCAGCCGCUGGUGUGGGUGAGCCUGGCCAGCGGCUUCUCGCUGCCGGUGCCCUGGGGCGUGCAGGCGGCCAGCUGGCUGCUGUGCUGCGCCCUGUCGGCGCUCAACCCGCUGCUCUACACGUGGAGGAACGAGGAGUUCCGCCGCUCGGUGCGCUCCGUCCUGCCGGGCGUCGGCGACGCGGCGGCCGCCGCCGUCGCAGCCACCGCCGUGCCCGCCGUGUCUCAGGCGCAGCUGGGCACCCGCGCCGCCGGCCAGCACUGGUAACCCCGCCGGGGCUCGAGGGAAACGGAGAUUCCCGGCUUCCGGCGUCUUUGGCCACCAUCUCCUCCU
This is a messenger RNA of Otolemur garnettii (small-eared galago), 1616 nucleotides long. It is a transcript of the gene GPR88, whose product is annotated as G protein-coupled receptor 88. Gene Ontology annotation, biological process: G protein-coupled receptor signaling pathway. Gene Ontology annotation, molecular function: G protein-coupled receptor activity. NCBI's taxonomy places the organism in Eukaryota, Metazoa, Chordata, Mammalia, Primates, Galagidae. The coding region runs from base 402 to 1550 and encodes 382 amino acids. The record is from RefSeq and is a predicted model, not a curated record. Gene Ontology annotation, cellular component: membrane. The transcript is spliced from 2 exons.